CUCUGCGCAUGCGCACUGAGCCGGAGAAUUGACAUCGCGGAGCAGUACUGCAAUAUCCAUCGAUUCGCGACCGAAGAUUAUCCAUCUGCAUUCUUGCAAGACUGGUGCCACCUGUACAUAUUAAUCCAUAACAACUGUGUCAUUAAAGCAAUCAUGUCCAUGGGAAGUGACUUUGGGAACCCUUUACGGAAAUUCAAACUUGUUUUUUUAGGGGAGCAAAGCGUUGGGAAGACAUCGCUGAUAACAAGGUUCAUGUAUGACAGUUUUGACAACACUUAUCAGGCAACUAUUGGCAUUGACUUUUUAUCAAAAACCAUGUAUCUGGAGGACCGAACUGUGAGGUUACAGCUAUGGGACACUGCAGGGCAGGAGCGUUUUAGGAGUCUUAUCCCGAGCUACAUUAGAGACUCCACAGUGGCUGUGGUGGUGUAUGAUAUCACAAAUAUCAAUUCAUUCCAGCUAACCUCUAAAUGGAUUGAUGAUGUCAGAACAGAGAGGGGAAGUGAUGUCAUUAUCAUGCUGGUGGGCAAUAAAACAGAUCUAGAGGAAAAGAGGCAAAUCACUAUAGAGGAGGGGGAGCAGCGGGCCAAGGAGCUGAAUGUGAUGUUUAUCGAGACUAGUGCAAAGACCGGCAGUAAUGUUAAACAGUUGUUUCGGCGAGUGGCCGCUGCUUUGCCUGGAAUGGAAAGCUUGGAUGAUAAUAACAAAGAAGGAAUGAUUGACAUUAAGCUGGACAAACAGCCGGAUCCUCCGGCCACUGAAAGCGGCUGCUCCUGUUAGUAGAAAGUGGUCUGGACCUUCAUUAACACCACACGCUUGUUCUGUUGCUUCCUAUGGGUCCACGUCCAGUUGAACUUUAUGAUCGGAUAUAGGCUUUUUACAUCUCUCUGAAUGGGUCUAAAAUUAUACUCCUCAGUUGCAAGAACAACAAAAAAAAAGUCAACACUGUCUGUUCAAUUGCCAAAAUAAUAUCAUAAGUAAAUCAAAGUGACUAUAGCUUACAGAAUCAUAUAAGACGGGAAGUGGCAUGUGUACCAUCUUCGGACAAAAAAACAAACAAACAUUCAGAGUGAGUUAUCGGUUGUUAUGUUUUGUAUUUUUGUACAUUACAAAAAAAAGCACUAAAUGAUGCCUUCACAAAAAAAUAUGUUUAAGAUUUGAGGCGGACGGCAGAGUAACUGUCUUUCGUCUAUAGCAUGCAUGUGAGACAACUUUUAGAAUCUGUCAUGUCCUUUUGGUCCAAACACAUUAAUAAUAAUGAAAUCUCCGAAUUAAUGAUAAAACUAAAAGGCUAAAAAAAAAAAAAAGAAGAGAGAAGUCUGUUUAAAGUCUUAGUGUGGGUCUGUGUAUACGGUACAUCCUACAUGCUAAUCCAGUACCGGCCUCCACCAGAGGUGUGUGUAUUAACCCGGCUAACCUUUAAAAGUGCCGCGGCACUGUUGCAAAGUACCAAUGGAUUUUCCUGCUAGCUUCAUGUAUACACUUAAGAUCCGCCAGGCGGUACUGUAUUGUAUAUAGUAUUUAUAUUAUUGUGAACAUUCAUCAUUUAGUGGUGGUUUAUGUUUACCUGUACAAACGUUUCUGUUUCCUUCUUCUUAUUUUUUUUAAUACGACAAGGGCUUCACUUUUAUUUUCUCGAUCUCACCUGUAGCCAUACACUGGUAGUAUUACUUAUGAUUUGGGCAUUUUGCUGUUGCCUUAUACGGUUUCGCUCAUCCAUUAUCAUUCCUGAUGUAACCCUAUAGAUAUGUGGGUUGAUUUAACUAUUUUUUUUUCAAUAUUAUAUUAUAUAUAUUAUUUUUAUUUGCAUCCAGUUAGAAGGAGAUCAUUCGUUUGAGCAAGAAAGACAAGUUUUGAGCCUUAGGAAACAACAGAUUUUCAUUUCAAAUACAUGCACUUUGUUCUAGGUUAUGACAAGGAAACGUAUGGUUCACCACAUCCUGAAGUAAGGAAUGAGACAUAUGAUUGUCGUAUCCACGUCAUAUAUGCUGUGUAGUGAAGCUCUCAUAGUCUCCCGCACAUGUCGAAUGGAUGUGUAGAUUAAGAUUGAAAACGUUAGCUGUAAGUGAACACUUUCAUCUCAGAGAAUCCCGAAACACCAAGACCUUUUUAUUAAAACAGCACUGAGCUGAGAGAAUGUACCCGCCUGAAGUCCACUUCUGCUUUUAUUGCAACAGUACGUUCAAGAAAAGUGAGUUGUUUACAAACCUCUGGAGAAACAUAGUAUCUUUAAUAUUUAAAGUUUUAUUUGUCGUUUUACUUUUGAAUUGUUUACAUAAAUGCACUGAUUAACACCACUGAUUGUAUAGAGAUUCAUUUAGGAUAUAUUAGGUAUUUAUAAUAUAUUUAACGUUAGUGCGAGUUUCUUUCCGGUGCCAAUAACUCUAUUAAUUCAAAGAAAACUGGACAUGAGGAAUAACUGUGACUGAAUUGUUUGGUGUUGGAAGAGAGCCGCUGAUAUUCAUUGCGGGGAGGUUUUGCAUUGACGGGGCACGAAGUAUGUCAUCUUUCACAUUUCUCAAGCCUCUGUUUAGCCUUUGCUUUGUCAACUUUCACUUUUUGUACACUAGUUGUGCCUUCUGUUAUUGUGGCAUCACAAUGCAAAGCUUUCAUUGUACGGCUACCUUGAGAACACAUACGUUAUUGAAAGGUGGUCACAGACCGGUCGGCCAGACAGCUGACGGAUUUAUGAUGUUGAUUGGUGAUUAAAUAGUCGUGUUCACGCCAUCUAGCCAGUUCACAGCGGUCCGAGUUGCAGAAGAGGAAGGUUGUGUGUAAGAACAGGAAGUCGCCGCUGAUUGCGGGAAGGGAUUGAAUCUGUCAAAGUUGUUGCCAUAGGGUUGUGUAGAGCAGUGUAGUUGGCUCUUUAUUCACUCUGUAAGGACAUUUAUGAGCAUGACAUCUGUCUGAAAAAAAAAUCAAUAAAAUUCAUGUCUUAAUACCA
Messenger RNA from Danio aesculapii, 2944 nucleotides. RefSeq names its product RAB6B, member RAS oncogene family b (gene rab6bb). The transcript has 8 exons. Gene Ontology annotation, molecular function: GTP binding; GTPase activity. The record is from RefSeq and is a predicted model, not a curated record. NCBI's taxonomy places the organism in Eukaryota, Metazoa, Chordata, Actinopteri, Cypriniformes, Danionidae. The coding region runs from base 154 to 780 and encodes 208 amino acids.